CCAGCAGCUUCUUGCUUUCACAGGACAGGAAGCCUGAGGGAGAAUUCGCACUGGAUGAAGAGAGUUUCCUGAAGCCGAGUGUAUUCCAGGAACGGUAACCCAAAUGUUUCUCUGUCCGUGGAGUAUAUCUCCCUUUUGAAGUGACUUCGACUGAAGCUAGGUGUGUCCCAUCACCAUGUUCUGGAAGUUCGAUCUGAACACAACAUCACAUGUGGACAAGCUGCUGGAUAAAGAGGAUGUGACGCUCCACGAGCUGAUGGACGAAGAUGACAUCCUACAGGAGUGCAAGGCGCAGAACCGCAAGCUGCUGGACUUCCUCUGCCAGCAGCACUGCAUGGAGGAGCUGGUCAACCUCAUCACACAUGAGCCCCCCGUGGACAUGGACGAGAAGGUCCGCUUCAAGUACCCGAACACGGCCUGCGAGCUGCUGACCUCCGACGUGCCGCAGAUCAACGACAAGCUGGGCGGCGAUGAAACUUUGCUCAACAUCCUCUACGACUUCCUGGAUCACGAGCCGCCGCUGAACCCGCUGCUUGCCAGCUUCUUCAGCAAGACCAUCGGGAAUCUCAUUGCCAGGAAAACCGAGCAGGUGAUUGCCUUUUUAAGGAAAAAAGACAAGUUUAUUAGCCUGGUGCUAAAGCAUAUAGAUACGUCAGCGAUGAUGGACCUCCUGCUUCGUCUCAUCAGCUGCGUGGAGCCAGCCACUCUACGGCAAGAAGUAUUGAAUUGGCUUAAUGAGGCAAAAAUUAUACAGAGACUUGUGGAGCUGAUCCAUUCAAGCCAGGACGAGGACAGGCAAUCCAACGCUUCCCAGACCCUGUGCGAUAUCAUCAGAUUGAGCAGAGACCAGAGCAACCAGCUCCAGGAGGUCCCCGAGCCCGAUCCCCUCCUCACAGCACUGGAGUCGCAGGAAUGUGUGGAGCAGCUCCUGAAGAACAUGUUUGAUGGAGAGCAGACUGAAAAUUGCAUAGUGAAUGGAACCCAGGUUCUUCUAACCCUGCUGGAAACGCGGCGCUCUGGAGUGGAAGGACUGAUGGACUCAUACACUCAGGGAUUUGAAAGGUCUUACACUGUCAAUAGCAGCAUUUUAUAUGGCAUUGAACCAAGGCUAAAGGAUUUCCACCAGCUGCUGCUCAGCCCUCCCAAGAAAACAGCAAUCCUGACUACAAUUGGGGUCUUGGAGGAGCCGUUGGGGAACGCUCGUCUUCACGGAUCUCGGCUAAUAGCUGCUCUGCUUCACACAAACACUCCCAGUAUUAAUCAGGAACUAUGCAGACUCAGUACCAUGAACUUAUUACUUGACUUAUUUUUUAAAUACACGUGGAAUAACUUUUUGCAUUUCCAAGUGGAAUUGUCCAUAGCAGCUAUUCUCUCGCACUCUGUACAAGAGGGAAAAACUACUACUAAUGACGCAGAGGGCAAGGAAGAGGUGGUGAAUGGAAAUGCGGCCACAGAGAGCCUGGAGACUCCAGAGAACAACCCCGAAAACAUCAUGGUGACUCAUCUGUUCCAGAAAUGCUGCCUAGUGCAAAGGAUAUUGGAUGCCUGGGAAGCCAAUGACAAAAUACAGGCGGAAGGAGGGAUGCGGCGCGGGAACAUGGGCCACCUCACCCGGAUAGCCAACGCCGUCGUGCAGAACAUGGAGAAGGGCCCCAUGCAAACGCAAAUCAGCGAAUUUAUUAAAGAGCUACCUGAAGAUUGCAGAGGGAGAUGGGAGAGUUUUGUAGAAGAGACACUGACGGAAACGAACAGGAGGAAUACAGUGGAUUUGGUGAGCACUCAUCAUCUGCACUCUUCCAGCGAGGAUGAAGACAUCGAGAGUGCUUUUCCCAAUGAACUCUCUCUGCAGCAGGCCUUCUCAGAGUACCAGAUCCAGCAGAUGACAGCAAAUUUUGUGGAUCAGUUUGGCUUUAAUGAUGAGGAGUUUGCAGACCAGGAUGAUAAUAUCAAUGCUCCUUUUGACAGGAUUGCAGAGAUAAACUUCAAUAUAGAUGCAGACGAUGACAGUCCCAACGCUUCCCUCUUCGAAGCCUGUUGCAAUGAGCGGAUCCAACAGUUUGAUGAUAAUGAGGAGGAGGAAGAUAUCUGGGAAGAGAAGGAGAUAACCUAUGCAACCCAAGUUAAAUCAAGGACAAGGUUCGGAGCGUCUCAGACCUCGGAGAGCUCGUCGAAAAGCGACCUUGAGAACGGCGACCACGACGGCAGCGUGGACUCGGAGGAGGAGGAGGAAGCGCAGCAGCAGUUGCCUCCUUCCUCGCCAAACACCAACAAGAACAGCACCUCGGAGCAGAAAGACUCCGGCUCUUCCGAAGGCUCUGGGUGGACUGCUGUGUUCGAGCCGGUGAACUCCAAGCCCCCGACGCCCUGCGUUGCCAUGGACGUUGGCUCCAGCGUGUGGGAUUCAGCCGCCCCCGAGAACACGGCGCCCGAGGAGAAAGGAUGGGCAAAAUUCACAGACUUCCAACCUUUCUGUUGCUCUGAAUCGGGUCCACGAUGCAGUUCUCCUGUGGACACAGAGAGCAGCGAUUCAGAUGGAAACCCAAAGCAGAGUCAGGACAAGAACUCCAGUGCUGCGUCUCCGUGCGUCUGGAACGUGUGCGUCACCAGGAAAGCGCCGCUCGUGGCUUCCGACAGCAGCUCCUCGGGAGGCUCGGACAGCGACGAAGAGGACGACAAAGCUGACACCGUCACGGAAACCAUCAGCACAGGCUCGGGCCAGGAGACCAUCAAGCUGACGAUGGAUGCCAAGAACGAGAAGGCCGUUUUCACGAGUGAGGCGGCCUGCGUGGUUCUCGACAAGCUGAGCAUCUCGGACGUGGCGACCACAAAAGCCUCCAAGACCCUGAGCGCAGCCCAGCACGCCGAGGAGCACCAGAACCCCCCAACCGCGGCCGCCGGCACGGCCGGCCCCGAAACGGCGCCCAAAGACAGGAAGGAAGAAGUCUUGCCCUGUGCUGAAGCCACAUUAAAUGGCCCUGCUUGAUGAAACAAAUGCAAUGGGACGUGUGUGAUCCAGGCCAGGCUGCUACCUGGUGAUGCAAUUUGUCAAUUUUUUUUUUUUCAUUUUAAUUUUAUUUUUUAAUAAAUGCUGCAUUGAUGAGAGAGCUGGCAUUCAGGACCAGACAUGCAGUUUCAACACCAACGAUCUGUUCUGAAAGACACUUGCAUUGUCUAAAUGUAGCAUUGAUCAGUUAGUCAUCACAGGAAUGAUGGGGUUCUUCCCAAGCAAGCCUUCUGCCUAAUUUUAGUUCUUUGUCCCCUUCCCUCUCCCCCUUAUUUUUGUUUUGUAUUUGGGGUUCAGUCCUAUUUUCGUAGUGUUAUUGCACACAGUAUUCAGCUUCUCUUCAGAAAGGUAGCAGGUCUUACGCUGGGACUUGGACAGUGCACAAAGCGUCCCGCAGUCGUGUGACCAAAGUUCCUGAUGGAGCUGUCUUUGGGCAGCAUUUGCACCGCUUUUGUAUAGCAAUAAAGCCUUAUCAGAAACAUUUCAUAGGAGGAAAAGAUGCAAACACUUUAAACGGGAUGAAGCAGGGAGGGAAUUUAUUUUACGUUUCUGUGGGGUGGGAGGGAAGUCACUGACAUUGUCCCAAGCCAGAGGCCAGCUAGUUAUCUUCCUGUAAUGCUGGACCGUCGUAAGGAACGGGAAGUGUCUGCAU
Nothoprocta perdicaria is the source of this 3656-nucleotide messenger RNA. It is a transcript of the gene PPP6R2, whose product is annotated as protein phosphatase 6 regulatory subunit 2. Gene Ontology annotation, molecular function: protein phosphatase binding; protein phosphatase regulator activity. NCBI's taxonomy places the organism in Eukaryota, Metazoa, Chordata, Aves, Tinamiformes, Tinamidae. Gene Ontology annotation, cellular component: nucleus; cytosol. The record is from RefSeq and is a predicted model, not a curated record. Bases 176 to 2983 code for a protein of 935 amino acids. The transcript is spliced from 24 exons.